CUCGUUAACAUGCAAAAAUAUGAGAAAUUAGAGAAAAUUGGAGAAGGAACAUAUGGAACAGUGUUCAAAGCCAAAAACAGAGAAACACAUGAGGUUGUAGCCCUCAAGAGAGUUCGUCUGGAUGACGAUGAUGAGGGAGUACCAAGUUCAGCUUUGAGGGAAAUCUGUCUGCUGAAGGAACUCAAACACAAAAACAUUGUGAGAUUACAUGAUGUGCUACACAGUGAAAAGAAGCUUACCUUGGUGUUCGAGUAUUGUGACCAGGACCUGAAGAAAUACUUUGACAGCUGUAAUGGGGAAAUAGAUCAGGACACAGUUCAGUCUUUUAUGUACCAACUAUUGCGAGGGCUGGCAUUCUGUCACAGUAACAAUGUCCUACACCGCGACUUAAAGCCCCAAAACCUCCUCAUCAAUAAGAAUGGGGAACUUAAAUUAGCAGACUUUGGUCUAGCCAGAGCAUUUGGUAUCCCUGUGCGGUUUUACAGUGCUGAGGUAGUGACACUAUGGUACCGGCCCCCUGAUGUCCUUUUUGGAGCCAAGAUGUACUCCACGUCCAUAGAUAUGUGGUCAGCAGGCUGUAUAUUUGCUGAAUUAGCUAAUGCAGGACGACCACUGUUUCCUGGAAAUGAUGUAGAUGAUCAGCUAAAGAGGAUUUUCAAACUUUUGGGAACCCCAACUGAGGAGACAUGGCCUAAUAUAACACAACUACCAGACUACAAGCCAUUCCAGUUGUAUCAUGUGAAUACUACCUGGCAGCAAGUAGUGCCGAACCUAAAUUCAAGGGGGAGAGAACUCUUACAGAGGCUUCUGGUGUGUAAUCCGCCGAUGAGGAUAUCAGCAGAUGAAGGAAUGCAGCAUUCAUACUUCAGUGAUCUCAACCCAGGAAUCAAGCUUUCCUACGACAAUAGUAUCGGGGUACAAACAAGGUGAAAUCAAGGAAAAUAACUCUCAUAUGACAACAGAAUGGUGUUACAAACACUGUAAAAUCAUUGGGGAAAAACUCUCUUAUGACAACAGUAUUGAAGUACAAAGUCAGUAAAAUCAAGGGAAAUAACUCUCCUAUGACAACAGUGUUACUGUGAAAUCCAGGGGAAAAUUAAAAUAAUUUUGAUACACAAGCACAUCAAAACACAGGAAUCAAGCUUUCAUACAGAAAUAGUAUCGAGUUGUAGUGAAAUCCAGGAAAGAAAUUCUACAUCGGUACUAUUUAUACACAGACACAAGGAAUGAGGCUUCUACACAUCAACAGCUUUUCCAGGAAUCUACCUGUGGCAUAAUUCCUGUCAAGCCUGAUAGUGUCAUGUUAAGGAUGUACCCUGAAAGUGAUCAAACACAUUGCCUAAACAACAGAACCCCUAUUGAAACUAUAACAGAUAUCAUCAUUAUAAGGACAUUACCGCCAUGCUUUGUACUGGAUCAGAGGACUUCCCUGUGUUUCCGGAACAGUUUUUGUCACAAGUCCUGUAAAAUGUCUAUACAAUGUACUUAAGCAUAGUGAUUUAACUCACUGUCUCUGAGAUACUGUAUAUUGGGAAUAUUCUGUGUGUUCUAAAUUUGGGAAUUUUGCAAUCCUUCCAAAAUUGCAAAAAAAUUGAAACUGCAAAAUGUGUAUGUAUUUUUUUUCUUUUCAUUGUAAAUACAUGAAUAGUACAUCUUUUAAGUAGACAAUAUACACCUAAACACUAUCUACAAUAUACACCUAAACACUUUCUACAAUAUACACCUAAACACUUUCUACAACAUACACCUAAACACUCUCUACAAUAUACACCUAAACACUUUCUACAAUAUACACCUAAACACUAUCUACAAUAUACACCUAAACACUAUCUACAAUAUACACCUAAACACUUUCUACAAUAUACACCUAAACACUUUCUACAAUAUACACCUAAACACUUUCUACAAUAUACACCUAAACACUUUCUA
Molecule: messenger RNA, 1929 nt
Organism: Ylistrum balloti
Lineage: Eukaryota; Metazoa; Mollusca; Bivalvia; Pectinida; Pectinidae
Product: cyclin-dependent kinase 5-like
Exons: 11
Coding region: 10-930 (306 amino acids)
Biological process (GO): axonogenesis; neuron apoptotic process; synaptic vesicle transport
Cellular component (GO): nucleus; cytoplasm
Molecular function (GO): cyclin-dependent protein serine/threonine kinase activity; ATP binding
Source: RefSeq, a predicted model, not a curated record